AUGAAAGUGUUUAUCGCAGUAGCCGCCCUUCUGGCCGUGGGCAUGGCCGCCCCGGCACCGGCCGAGCAGGGCUCCAGCCCGAGCGGCGGAGCGUUCAACAUGAUGGCCAAGUACUUCGGCUCCUGCCUGGACAGUGACGAGAUGGGAACCUGCUUCGCCGUCAAGGGCAUUACGGCGCUGAACCGUGCCGCCCGCGCCGCCAACAUCGAGCUCGCCCCGGGUGUCACUUUCGCAAGAGACCCGGCGGUCCCGACCGAGCGCACCGGAAAGGCCAUCUCGGAGAACGAAAUCAUCAGCACGCUGCCGGCCGACGCCGACCAGAAGAGCGACGCCCUGUUCGAUCUGGCCAUCGAUUCCGCCAAGCGCCUGUUCAGCGCCCGCUCCAUCACGUUCAAGCUGCCGGAGGAGACGACCGAGAACAUCGCCCGCUCGCUGGAGGAAGGUAGACUGCUGAAGAAAGGCAAGAAGCUGAAGAAGGUCCUCGGCCCGCUGGUGCUCGCCCUCGGCGGCAAGCUGUUCGCGCUGCUGCCCCUGUUCCUCGGUGCCGUCGCCCUGCUCGCCGUCAAGGCCCUGCUCGUCUCGAAGGUCGCGUUCGUGAUGGCCGCCGUGCUGGCCGCGCAGAAGUUCCUUGGCGGAGGCGCCGGUGGUUCUCCGCUGAACCUGCUCUCAAAGGUCGCCGGAGGUGGCUCGGGAGGUGCCGUCGUCGGUGGCGGAGCCUCGGCCGGUGCUGGCGGAUGGUCGUCCGGUGCUAGCGCCGGCGGCUGGUCGAACGGCGGUGCCGCCUCGGCCCAGUACCCGUACGCCCGCAGCUACGACACCGCCCAGGAGCUCGCCUACAGCGCUCAGGCCCCGUCGCAGUAA
Anopheles coustani is the source of this 861-nucleotide messenger RNA. RefSeq lists its product as uncharacterized. The coding region runs from base 1 to 861 and encodes 286 amino acids. The record is from RefSeq and is a predicted model, not a curated record. The transcript is spliced from 3 exons. Lineage: Eukaryota; Metazoa; Arthropoda; Insecta; Diptera; Culicidae.